Molecule: messenger RNA, 1307 nt
Organism: Menidia menidia (Atlantic silverside)
Lineage: Eukaryota; Metazoa; Chordata; Actinopteri; Atheriniformes; Atherinopsidae
Source: the annotation of a GenBank genome assembly
UCGGACCUCCCACCGGAUCGAGGACAAAAACAAUCGGCAUCCCUCUGACAGUUCAGCACAAACAAGAAGAUUCACGCGAAUUAAACCCACUGUACCUUUUACACCGACAUUGAUAGCACCAAGGGAGAAAUGGUUUCUCCGGUAACAGUGGUUAAAAGUGAAGGUCCUAAACUGGUGCCAUUCUUCAAGGCGACCUGUGUGUACUUUGUGUUGUGGCUGCCUACCUCAAGCCCGUCCUGGUUCAGCGCCCUUAUCAAAUGCCUGCCCAUCUUCUGCUUGUGGGUCUUUCUGCUGGCUCAUGGCUUCAGCUUCCUCGGUGCUCGCUCCAGCGCACGCAAGAUCUUGGCCGGCCUUAUCUUUUCAGCUCUGGGUGAUGCCUUCCUCAUCUGGCAGGAACAGGGCUACUUCGUCCACGGCCUUCUGAUGUUUGCCAUUACCCACAUCCUUUACUCAUCCGCCUUCGGCAUGAAGCCCCUCAAUGUCCGUGCUGGCCUGGUCAUCACCGCUGUGUCCUCCCUGAGUUACCUCUUGCUCUACCCCUACCUGUCCGGCCCCUUCACCUACCUGGUGGCCGUCUACAUCGCUCUGAUCGGCUUCAUGGGUUGGAGGGCCAUCGCCGGCCUGCAGCUGGCCAACGACCUGUGGACCUGGACCAAGCUGUCGGCCUGCCUGGGCGCCGUGCUCUUCAUGGUCUCCGACCUCACCAUCGCCGUCAACAAGUUCUGCUUCCCCGUGCCGCACUCGCGCGCCAUCAUCAUGGCCACCUACUACGCCGCGCAGAUGCUCAUAGCGCUGUCCGCCGUCGAGUGCCAGGACGCCGAGGUGUCCCGGAAGAGGAUAUGAGGUAAACCGGUCUCCAGCGCGCGAGAUGUCGGGGAGGUGGCUCCGGCUCCGGCCCUGUGUGACCACGGACACGUCCCACUGCCAGAUCUCCAAGCCCCGGCCUUCAUCUGGGUGUGGCGAUGCCCGCAGCAUCGUUACCACGGCAAUUCAUCCACAACGCCAUCCUGCUAUCCCCCUAGUAUGAUAGAUUUGCGCAUAUCUUCUUGUGAAGAAGGUGCUGUAGUAUUAUCUCCAGCCUCUCCUGAGAGCAGCCAUGCCAGCUCCUGAAACCCAGAGAGUCUGCUGUCUCUCGCUGUUACCAUAGAGACCAGUGUAGACAUAUUAACCUGCUUCAGAAAAGUAUUCUUUUACUUUGAACUCUUUGGAUUUAAGGGGAGCAUGUCACCGUGCACAUUCACAGUGUGCACAGAACAGUGUGUGUGUGUGCAUUUGUGCGAUUAACACUCUUACCUUGCCAGCCCCCC